This is a messenger RNA of Petromyzon marinus (sea lamprey), 9740 nucleotides long. NCBI's taxonomy places the organism in Eukaryota, Metazoa, Chordata, Hyperoartia, Petromyzontiformes, Petromyzontidae. The record is from RefSeq and is a predicted model, not a curated record.
GUCACUGAUGGUGAAUGUAGCGGUCACUGAUGGUGAAUGUAGCGGUCACUGAUGGUCACUGUAGCGGUCACUAAUGGUGAAUGUAGCGGUCACUAAUGGUGAAUGUAGCGGUCACUGAUGGUGAAUGUGGAGCGGUCACUGAUGGUGAAUGUAGCGGUCACUAAUGGCUACAAGGCAUCACGUGAACCAAUUACUUACAACAUAUACGAAUCAAACUAUUAGGAUUGCAGAACUAACGCAGGUUAUAUGGCUUCACGCAGGUUAUAUAGCUCUCAUACUAAUAUCUGCGUAACUUGAUGCAAGUUAUAGAGUUGUCUUGUUGGUGGAGACACACGAUACGAGUGGCAACCAGAGGUUGGGGGUCACGUCCGAGAGGGCGUCAUUCACCGUGGAGAUGGAGUGGUGAAAGCGGAUCGUAUGCAGGAAUUGGAUGGAUUUUUGCAUCGCAGAAUUGAGAUAGAUGCCGGCAGCUGUGGGAGACCUUGAUCCAGCAGUGAUUAGAUCACGACCAGUCAUGAUUUCAAAUCGAAAAUUAUUCUUACACGUGUGGCUCGAUGCACGCAUCAUGAGCUUAAGAACCGACAUUAACCGGUGAAUCGAUGCAUCGUUACAUCUCAAGUGUAUCGGCCGCACCAAGGAGAACUGAACAGUUCAGGCCAUACCCCGACUUUUAUUAACUGUGGUUAUGUGCCACGGCUGAUAAGCUGAAGGAUGUGACGUGCAUUGAGUUGUGAAGCGGUCAAUUGUUUAUUCUGCUCAGCUUGAGUUGAACCACUCCUGCUGAAGUUAUGCACUGCCAGAAGGCUGUGUAGCUGAUGGGAUGUGUAAAGCAUUAUUAUAUUUUCACGCCGAUGGACAGUUAUGCGAAGGUGGCAAUGCAUUUUGUUAUUUCUGUCCUCCACAAGGACGCUAAUGGUUAUUUUGUCUCACGCCGUCUCUGCCGUUCAACACGUUAGAGCCCUCAUCACCCAUUGGUCGGUUCCUUUAUCCUUCUUGUCAACACGCUGACUCCCACCAUGGCCGUGCUUGGUUCAUCUGAUUUCCAUUCUGUCAUCUGUCAUCACGCGUUUAUCUUUUUUUGUCAUAACUUGUUCCGUACGCCUUUUAAGUGACGACAAUGCGUCGCAAAUUUGUGUAAUUGACAUUGCGUUUGGCUCUCUGGCCUUGGUCAAUCCGCUGCCGGAGGAAGGAGGCCCUCCCGUACGCCGGGUUUGGUGAAGGAGGGCGGUCAGACACCACAGGCCUCCCUCACCACUCGUGCGAGCGGUGCAGCGGAAGUCGGGUCGCCGGGUCCACGGCGUGCGGUGCGCUUACCGCUGUGCCUCCACAGGGGUCAGAUGAUCAAAGCGCGUUUUGCCAAGCGGAGACCUCGGCAACCUUUUUUGGAGUCUUGUAUUUAUGUUUGUGUUGGAAUGCGUGGGUACGUCGUAUUUGGGAUUUGGGCUGUGUCGGCCGCUCACGAUGCGCCGCUCUUGUGAGCGAGAAGUGUUCACAACUCCUUGGGCACGGCAAACUUGGCUCACGCCUUGCAAGCGCGUCACGGGCCGCAGCCCUGCAACAUCUCGCGCGCGUCACCGCUGGCGGAAGGGCCUCUCCUCGAGGGAGCUCUGCAGAGUCCGUCGAGAGAGUAUUUGGCCUCUCCUUCCACAAGCCUUGUUUGUACUAAUGUUCAAUUCGACAUCUGUGAAAAAGAGCUUCAUAGCUCAUCGGAUUGCUUCAGUAGCCAACCGUGCUAAUUGGAGGUAAUCCUGGAAGUGGUGGCAGUACCCGCACUUUGCCCCACCACACGUGACUUGCCGAUCGACUCGUAAAUCAAUGGAAUAUUUAAAUGUGAAGAAGCGGCUGUGUUGUUGUUAUUGUUUAGUAAAGACACACCUGAGCUGUGUAACCCAGCACAGAGCAGAGCUCCCUGGCUGCACCGGACCGUACAAUCCGCGGUUGGUCCUGGUUCAUCUUCAUUCAUGCCACGGCAGCACACUUAAUUCUAGCCUCAAGCUCUGUGCUUAUAAGUUAACUUGAAUUUACAUGAAUUUACUUCAGCCAGUUUAAACACAACCAUGUAUUGGGCCAUGUCUUCCUUUGACGUGAGUACACAAUUACAUACAAUAACGUCUGGAUGUCAAGGGACUGAUAGAGAGAAUUCCACAAUGCACUAUGUGACCUUUUCCCUUAAAAUUCAGCCUCCCCAUGCCAUUCCGGUCAUGGGGGUUGUGUGACUAUACUUCACCAUUCUGGUCAGUGUGGCUUGGUGAAGGGGGAAAGAAAAGCAGGAUGGGUUCAGAUAUCACUCAUCACUGAUGUAGUAAGCCAGAGCCAGGAAUCAAACUCGGGUCGCCGGGUUCAUAUAGUGAAGCGUGUUACCCACUGAGCAGGCAUAUUUUGAUUCACUCUCUUGUCUCGGCUUUCAAGGAAUUUAACACUUAAUGGGAGUUUCGCAUCGACUGGAGAGACAGGUUGAAUAGUUUGUUUGGCUGUGGGGUCGACUCGCCGGUGAAUUAGCGCAGACUUCAAACCCGUCCACCCGCCUAUUAUUCAGCGCCACAGUGAAAUAUUACAGCAGAACAAGCCGUGCGGUCUCUUGUGUAUUUGACGAAUUGAAAUUGCUUAAUUUAGAUGGCAUUUAAAUACGAUUAUGACUCUCCUGGCAGGAAAUGUUUAUAAUGGAAAGAAAGGUUCUGCCAGGAAUCCUGGCCAGGGGAAAAACAUUGCGCCAAUUUUAAAUUCUAGAGCUUUCUAUAUACAUGUACAUAUAUGCAUCACACACACACACGCACAAUGUACACACGAGUGUGAGCAGUGCCUGCGAAUGGCUCGUGCCUGUUCAGGGCGUACCCUCCGGCAAGCGCAACUCCACCGUUGCAAACGCCCGUGAGUGCGUAAUCCUUCGCGUCGUGCCAUCUGUAAAACUUUCCGUUGGUGGAAACUUCCGCGCUGUGCAAGGUUCUGCGAGUGGCUACUGUCUGGUGUAGUAGGUGGGCUUGGAAACAGGGGAUGUCUUCAGGUGCCUUUUAACAGCGCAUUCUAUUGUACAGAGCAGUCCACCGUGCCUGGACUGUCAGAGCAACAAGCGCAUUCAUAGUCAGAUGUGCGCUAAACAAAGACACAUCCAGUGGCUCUAAGGGGUGAAAACUUCGACCUCACGGUGUACGUACUCGUCCAGCGCUUUGGUCAAUCCACUGCUGGACGAGGGACUCCCCUACAGCCCCCCGCUCGUGUUGUGGGUUAUCGGGACGUACUUCGUUACGCCGGUCAGUGCGGGGUGGUUUGUGAAUUGUUGAGAGCUGGAACCGGCUCAGGUUUCACUCGCCACCGAUGUGAGUCGUGGCCAGAAAUGGAACUGAGAACACGGUGCACAGCACCAUGUUCUUCCACUCGAAACACCCCACGAACCCCGUUGAGAAAGUUUCACGGAGGGCAUUUCACUGAAAUGCUGCCAAUUGUUAAACCGGUGGGUAACAGAACAAACCUGAGAAGAUCUCAAGUAGGGAGGAAACUCGGCGACGCACAGCCCCGAGCAACACGCUGUGGGUGGGCGCCGCGCGUGGCAUGUCGCGUUUACCCGCUGUGUGCAUAAGUUCACAAGUUGUCCGGCUAAAGUUAUUUUUGGUAGAAACGCUGAAUCAUCAUCACCACUGUAAAGUUGCAUCUUCCUUUGCUUCUGGUGUCAAGGUUUAUUCUAAAGCAGUUCACAUUUAACAGCAGAAUGCACUGCUUUUGUAACCCGAAUACGCAUCUUGAAAUGUCUACUUAUUCUGGUUCUGUGAUCACCUCUCUGCGGAAUGACCUGGUUUCCGUGGAGGCGGGUAACCUUGCUGGUCGUCGUGGUGUGGUCACUGCGAGAACAGAGUGUCCAGAAGUUGCGGUGAGACCUCGGUUAGUUGGACGGAAAUAUACAACUUCCUAUUGGCGCGGACGAUCACAAAAGGCCUGAACUUGCUGUGGUUAUGUCCGUUUUGGUUAAACGGCUAUGAUGGGAAUGUUUGGUCCGGCUCUUUGAGUACACUGAUUUGUUUGGCACACCAGAUAACAUAAUGCACUCGAGCUGAAUUAACCACCCUGGUUAGCACCAUAAUGCCAUUAGAUUUAAUAUUUAACCCUUUAUUAUGGAUCCCGACAUUCGGGACAACUAUUAUGGCCGCGAAUCUUUCACUCGCCUCGUGCAACCGAGAUGCGUAGUGAGGGAACUCUCACGGCUGUGGUUUCUCUGCAGACAAAUGUUUUCUAUUUAACUUGUGGCCUGUUUUACGUGAAUGAUGCAAUCUGCAAUAAAGCCUGGCCCCUGCUAAGAGGUCACAUUAUUGACAAUGUCCAUGCACAACCCUUGCGUCAAUCCACUGCUGGUUGAGGGCCUCCUCCGCCACACUCUACGGACCAUAGGGAUUACUCAGCCGUACUUCACCGCGCUGGUCAGCACGUGGAUGUGGCACGUAGAAGCAGAGUACAACGAUGGAUAUUUCUGCACCGACCUCUGCUCGUUACGUCGCCACGCAGCCCCCCGAUUUGUUUGUGCAUGGCGAUCACCCAUCCAGUAACGUCCAGGCUGGAUGAGAUCGGACGUGUCCGGGUGUUUAGUCUUGGGAAUUAUUGACAAUAGGUCGACAAUAAGUCAAAGCUGCUACUGCCGGGGCGAGAUGAGCUCGGACCGAAUCGCCCUCCCGGUGGUGGAGCGCAUUUUCAUGAUUCAAAGGUCAAUAUUGGAUUCAACAGUGGACGCAUUUUUGCGUUGUAUAUUCCGUCUCGUUUGCAUUGUUUCUCAUUGUUUUUCCUGUCUACCGUGUCCCGUGUUGUUCGCUCAACGAGCCGACACGUAACAUGAGCACGUGACUUGCACGAGGCGUAAGUCAUCGGUAAUUGCACGAGCGAUUCCGUGGCACGCAUCGCGAGCCGUGGAUUCGAGUGGACGCGGUCCGCCUGGAGGAGACGUCCUCACGAGUGGGCACGGCAGCAGACGCAGCAGCAGGAUGAGCAGACGAUGAGGUGGCGAUGCGGUGGCGAUGAGGUGGCAGUGGAGGAAAGGAGGAAGAGCAGCAGCCCAGUCCGGAGGGAAGGUCGAGGCCUGGCCGCGGCUGCACCGACGUCCCUUGGCUCGUCGCCUUCAUGCUCUUCUGGGCCGGUUUGAUCUUCAUCGCCGCCUUUUCCAUCGCGACGGGGGCAGCGGAGCGCCUCGUCUUCGGCUACGACAGCUUCGGGAACACGUGCGGGCAGCUGAACCGCGCCAUCCCCGGGGUGCCCCUAUCGGGGCAGGACAUGCGCAGCCGCACGUACGUGUUCUUCCUGGACGCGUGUAACAUCGACGUGGAGCACGCCAGGGUGGUGUCGCCGGCGCUGUGCGUCUCCCAGUGCCCCCAGGAGGAGCUGCCCACGCUCUCCGCCCUGCGCCUCUUCGCACACGAGAAUGGCUCGGCGCUGUGCACGUACGACCUGGCCCCCGCGGAGUACACCACGAGCCCCGUCGCUCACGACAAGUGCCCCCGCCUGCCCGUCCCCGCCAGUUGGCUGCCGUUCUUCCACCGCUGUGCGCCCAGCUCCUCCAGCUGCUACGCUCACUUCCUGCGCACGCUGGUCGUCUUCUACAACCAGAUGGACGCUUUCCAGAGGGCCAUCGAGGCCAUCACGGCCAACUACCGCGCCGUCCUGGCGCUCUCCUUCCUCUCCCUCGGGCUCUCCCUGGCCAUGCUGCUGGGCCUGCGCCACCUCUCGGCUCUGCUGUUGCGCAUCCUGGCGGCGCUGCUAGUCUUCUCGCUGCUAAUGGUGACGGGGCUCAUGUGGUGGAUGUACUCGGACCACGCCGACCUGCUGGCGCGCACGGCCGCCCAGCCGGGCCCCGUGCUGACCCCGGACGUCGGCGGCCAGCGGGACGAGGACGACCCCUCCCCCGCGCCGUUUGCCCUCGCCGCGACGCCUGCCAACAGCUCCGUGCCCCAGCUGGGCAUCCUCGAGGACAACACGCUGGCGCUGCUGGUGGGCGCCACGCUGUCCUCCAUCGCCACCGUGCUGCUGCUGCUGCUGGUACUGCUGACGUGGAGGCGCCUGCACCUAGCGGUGGGGCUCUUCGGCAUGCUGGGCAGGGUGUUCUCUCACCUCCCGCUGCUCAUCCUGCAGCCCGUGUGGACCUUCGUGAUCCUCGCCAGCUUCUGGCUCUGCUGGGUCGCCGUGCUGCUCCUCCUCGGCACGGCAGGCGACCCGGUGCGGACGGCCCAGGGCUUGGUGGAGUUCCGGCUGAUUGGGCCCAUCCGCUACAUGUGGUGGUACCACGUGCUGGGCUUCGUCUGGGUUACGAGCUUCGUGCUGCACUGCCAGCGCAUGGCGGUUUCAGGAGCCACGAUCAGCUACUACUUUGCCCGAGACAAGCAGCGGUUGCCGCCAUACCCAAUCCUCUCCUCCAUCUCGCAGCUCUUCCGCUGCCACCUGGGCACGGUGGCCAAGGGCUCGCUGCUGCUGCCCCUGCUGGCGCUGCCGCGGUGCCUGGUGCUGCACUUGCUCUGCUGCCUUCAGGACAAGAGCAAUGCCUGUGCCCGGUGUUUGCUGAAGAGCUGCUGCUGCCUGGAGGGCCUGGAGAAGCACCUGCGCCAUUUGCACGAGACGGCGUACAUCGCCACCGCUCACAGCGGAACGGGCUUCUGUGCGUCGGCGCUGGAGGUGUUCGAGCUGCUGUCCUCAAGGCCCCUGAGGAUCGUGCCGCUGGUGGCCCAAGGCAACCUCCUCUUCUUCUUGGCCAAGAUGCUGGUGGUGGCCGUGACAGCCUUCUUCAGCAUCCUGGUGCUCAACUUCCAGCCCAACUACCACCUGUGGGUGGUGCCACUGGGCCUCGUGUGCCUGCUUGCCUUCCUGGUCGCGGGCUGCCUGCUCUCGCUGCUGAGCAGCGUGUCCGACACCCUCCUCGUCUGCUUCCUCCUCGACUGUCGCGGCAGCAGCGACGGUGGUGCCGACCGGGGUCACGACGCCGACGGCGAGAUCCAAAAAUGUGUGAGCAGAAGCAUCAAGAAGCUAGCAGAGCUGGAUCGACGGAGAAAGGACAGCAGUGAUGCGAGGGAUCAGGCUGUAGAGGAACAGGAAUUGAGGCCGCUGGGUUCACCCAGCGCCACGUGAAGCGCCGAGGCCGGCCCCGUUGCGCCCAGUGGAGGCCCUCGCUCUGCCUGCGCGUCCGCCACCACCGCCGCCCCUCAAGCUGCACUGCACAGAGCCCCGUGUGGUGCUGUCGCGUGGAUUGGCAAAACUCAGAGCACGAGCAGUUUUGGGGACUUGAUAUUAGCCUGCUGGAGUGUGCACUGAGAAUUAGAAAAUAGCAAACGCAAUUAAAACUCAAUCGAAUAGCAUGUUAUAGUUAUACAAAUGAUCAUUUAUUUACACAGCGCCUUUAAUUGCGAGAUCACAAAGCGUUGUACAUGUCAACAUUUCAACACUGAAUCCAAAACAAAAUAUAUCGGGGCAAUUUUUAAUGCUAUACAGGACAAUAGAAUUAUGGAAUACAGAUCACACCAAGUCAAUGGUCGAGAGCUACAAGAAUGAUGGAAUAGACGCGAGUCCUCGGUCCUGAUUUAGAAACACCGAGAGGGCCCGAACCGUGCGUGGGGGUAGAGGGAGCCAUGCGUGGGGGUAGAGGAAGCCGUGCGUGGGGGUAGAGGAAGCCACACGCUGAAGGUCUGCUUGCCUCCGUAACCAAGGUUACGGGGUUUUGGCCAUCUGCAAAAUAAUGUUUAAUCUUAUUGGGUAACGCUGUUGUUUUCAAUGUGCGCGUGUGUGUGUGUGCUUUUGUUGGGUGUGGUGCCAUUGUGGUCAGCACACUGCACUACUAGCCAAGCAGCUAGAAUGUAAUUCCAUGGAUAAUGGAGGUAUAUGGGAUAUGAAGCUGUCCUGGCCACCCCUAACUAGGUAAACUCGGUCUUAAAUGAGCGCAUGGUGCGGUGUGUAAUGAAAUGAGCGCUGGUUCGACAAAGGUGACUGGGCGUGGUGCCGGCCACUCUACCCCAUCAUGCGCUGUGCUAGCUUUAAAUAGGAGCUCACUAGCAAUGCUUGCCCAAGCAGUGAACAGUUUAUAAUGUGCGAAUAGAACUUUGUCUUCGUAGGUAUCGGUGCAGUCCAUACAAUUCGUAAACAACUCAGAGCAUCAAUGUCGUCAAGAAUUCCACAUUUUUGUUCACAUUACCAAUGUACCACGUUCGGAGGGCGUUAACUGACUGACUUCCGCGAAUUUUUUUUACGUGAAUUAUGAAAGAGGAAAACUUUUUUGUUGUUCAAAUUUCUCAUUGACGAGGCAUUAAUUUUUGUUUUAAAUUGUGACAAUAAUGAGCACAAUCUUGGGGAAACGGUUGCGAUUGCGUGUGGUAGUUGCGCACACACACACGUCGCAAAGCCUCUCACCACGAGCCCUCCCUGGCUGUAGUCUCCCAUUCAAGUCGGAUUGACCACGCCGACGGCAGCUUGGGGAGGCUUUCUUCCAGCAGUGGAUUGAUCAUGGCUGAUGAUGAUGAUGAGGCCACACUGUGUUUCAUUGAGGUUGAAUGCAUUCAUUUGGCAUCUCUGCCAAUGAAUACAGUGUUGUGAUCUGUGUUUUAUGUAAUGAAUUAUCCAUUGAGUAUAUUUUAAGUGAGAAGAAGUUUCUAGACCCAACUCGCACGAGAGUGCUGUGAUACACUACAGUUACAUGCGAUAUUUUUUUAAAUGUGUGCAGUUCAUAUAAUUACAUUUCUCACCAAGGUGCAGGUAUCUUCAUCUGACAAACUGGAGAGCAGCUCGUCACUCUUAGUGCACUGCUAUUUUUCAUGAUAUCGUUUGCAUCUUUCUAGCAUCUUAAGUGCAGCGGCACCUCAACCCUGUCAAACCAGCGGUGUGCAUCUGGGGGGUGGGGGGAGAGGAGGUGUAGAUACACUUUGUUUGAGAGAAGGGACAUUCAUCGGCAGAGCAGAAGCCUGGAAUUGAACAGGGCCAGGGAGCUAAGAGCGUGGACGGCUGGGGGGAGAGUGGGAGUAGUUUAUUUUUGUAUUUUUUACCAAAGGAACAUAUUUAGAACGUAUUUAUACAUCCGGACAAGCCAAGCGGCUGCACCGCUGGGUGACACUUUGCGGCGUGGCGUUCCGUGUCCACUGCUGCGUGUGCGUGACCCGCCGCCCUGUUGAGGACCGAGGGGAGAGAGCGCACCAGGUGCGUGGCCGCGUGGUUGGCGCGGGGCAGCGGCCACAGACGACGAUGCCGAGGCCUUGAACCGGAGCGAUGGGAACGCGUGAGCAGAACGCGCUGAGCGCCGCGCCGGCUCGGGAGGGCUUGGUGCUCCACUCUUGGGGCUCGCGUCACCCAAGGCUCACGGUCCUGGAGCGUUCCAAACCCUCACGUAAAAAAUACCAAACUCUGUUAAACAUUCAGUCGCCAAAAUACCGUUGUAGAGAAGAGUAUAACUACGUUUGCUGCCCUUUCAUUUUGCAUUAAUGUCCUGUAGGCAUGUAUUCUACCUAUUAUUGCCUUUAGUUAUGAUUUUAAAUAGAGAACGGCGACUGUAUAUUGUACCUUGAUGAAGCAGUGUACAGAUGUUAACGUUCAGGAAGUGACAAGACAGGCCUCCUUGCUGCAAAGGCCUGGAACUGAGUUACUUGGGACUGCCGUAAGAUGACAAAAUGAUGAACAAAUUAACUCUGCAGUUUGAUCAAACCUCCCUUCCUCGAUAUAUCGAGUCAUUUUUAAUGGUAAUUUUAGGAUCAUGUUUUUUUAUGUUUUUCCUGUCGAAGCAUUUAGAGUUGUCUUUUAGA